CUAACGAGAGCGAAAUGUUAACAUAUUGACAUUGUUAGGUCAGAUCAAUGUGAAUCACCAGUGCAUACAGAGCUUGCUGGUGAUAGAAUUAAAUAUUGGCUUACUUAGUAUAUUGACAGUGGACUUAUUUUUACCUUUUGUAGCAAUACUUACAAUGUAAACUGUGAAAAAAUUCAAUUAAUUGUUUGUUGCGAAAACACAUUAAAUACAUUUUUUUUAUUUAAAGCACUUUGAAAGGUAUUCUUCAUGUUUUAAUAGCCUUUCUAAUAAUAAACUUCAUAGACAAGGAAUGGCAACGGUUACAUAUCAAAAUGCACAGGGAGGCACCGGUUUCGCAACGUAUAACAGUCAGCAGCCGCCUUCAUAUACACAGCCUGGCUAUGCUCCGUACCAGCAGGGUCAUCCCGUACCAGUUCACGGUCAAAGUAAUGUUGUAGUUGUCUCACAGCCUGGUGUACAGGGAGUCAGAGGAACAUGUCCAUACUGCGGUCUUGGGUUUGCAAGGUCCGACUACUCUACAAUUGGUAUACUGAUCGCUAUACUGUUUUUUCCUCUUGGUAUAAUCUGCUGUUUGAUGAUGACGGAGCGUCGAUGCACUCACUGUCGAGCUAAAAUAUAGACUUGUUAUCCUGCAUGCUAUUUCGUUGUCUGUGAUAUCUUUUUACCUUUUUGACAAAUUGCAGUGCCUUUAUUAGAACAAUUAAAGCUCAACCUUUUAAUAUUAUUACUGAUACUAGCUGGAUUGCACACAACCAAUAACAUGUUAUUGUUAUAGACAAAAUCUACAUAUAAUCAAGCAUAUAUUAACAAUAACUUAUUCGUGUCAGCAACCGAUGAUAUUUUAUAAAGAAUCAUGAUGUAAAAUUUACUAUAACAAUAAUAAUGACUUGUUACUUAAACGUACGUCCAAAAUUGUGCAUUUUCGCUUAAACUUGUUUAAUUUCGUCUCUGCAAAACAUAAUAAAGAUUGUUUCCAAAUUAA
Ruditapes philippinarum (Manila clam) is the source of this 982-nucleotide messenger RNA. Its product is annotated as membrane protein BRI3-like. The record is from RefSeq and is a predicted model, not a curated record. The transcript is spliced from 3 exons. Bases 290 to 619 code for a protein of 109 amino acids. NCBI's taxonomy places the organism in Eukaryota, Metazoa, Mollusca, Bivalvia, Venerida, Veneridae.